Juglans microcarpa x Juglans regia is the source of this 1915-nucleotide messenger RNA. Its product is annotated as (S)-8-oxocitronellyl enol synthase CYC2-like. The coding region runs from base 288 to 1457 and encodes 389 amino acids. The record is from RefSeq and is a predicted model, not a curated record. NCBI's taxonomy places the organism in Eukaryota, Viridiplantae, Streptophyta, Magnoliopsida, Fagales, Juglandaceae. The transcript is spliced from 2 exons.
AUCCAGCUACGCACGCACCUGUCCAUUAGAUGUCAUAGCUUGUGUCAUCUGUUUAUCCUUUUCUGCCCUUUCAACUCUCCCAAAGUUCAGUUGAUGCUGAGCUGGGAAGAAGCCCAGUCUGCAGACGGCAACGCGAGAUCGACCUCCCAAAUAACACUCACAGUGUCACAGCCCCUUUAUCUAAGAAUUGUGGAUCCACACUGACCCCUACCUUUAGGCGUUAGCUGCCAUUGAUUCACCUUAUAAUCAUCCACCUCCAUUUCCCCGUCGAUCUCUCAACUCAGAAAAUGAGCUGGUGGUGGGCUGGAGCUAUUGGUGCUGCCAAGAAGAAAUUUGAGGAAGAUGAACAACCACCGAGUUACCAGAGUACUGGCCUGGUGAUCGGCGUGACUGGCAUCGUGGGCAAUAGCCUAGCUGAAAUUCUGCCAUUAUCAGAUACCCCAGGUGGACCAUGGAAGGUCUACGGUGUGGCUCGCAGGCCGCGCCCCAGCUGGAACGCCGACCACCCUGUGGAGUACAUCCAGUGCGACAUCUCGGACCCGGCCGAUACCAACGCCAAGCUCUCGCCACUGACAGAUGUCACCCACAUCUUCUACGUCACCUGGACCAACCGACCCACCGAGGCUGAGAACUGCGAGGCCAACGGCGCCAUGUUCCGCAACGUGCUCCGUGCGGUGAUCCCGAACGCGCCGAAUCUCCGCCACAUCUGUCUUCAGACGGGGACCAAGCACUACGUCGGGCCCUUCGAGUCGUACGGCAACAUCCAACCCCACGAGCUUCCAUUCACGGAGGAUUUGCCCCGCUUGGACACACCGAAUUUCUAUUACACUCUUGAAGAUGUGCUGUUCGAGGAGGCCGAGAAAAAAGAGGGCUUGACUUGGUCCGUUCACAGACCCAACGUCAUAUUCGGGUUCUCGCCGUAUAGCUUGAUGAACAUCAUUGGCACGCUAUGCGUGUACGCCGCUAUAUGCAAGCACAAGGGGCUUCCCUUGAGAUUCCCCGGCACCAAAGCUGCCUGGAACUGUUACGCGGUGGCUUCCGAUGCGGAUCUUAUUGCAGAGCAGCAGAUAUGGUCGGCGGUGGACCCGUUUGCGAGGAACGAAGCAUUUAACUGCAACAAUGGGGACGUGUUCAAGUGGAAGCAUUUCUGGAAAGUGUUGGCUGAGCAAUUCGGGAUUGAGGAUUACGGAUUCGAAGAGGGUGAGAAACUGAGCCUGGUGGAGAUGAUGAAGGACGAAGGUCCAGUGUGGGACGUGAUUGUGAGGGAGAAUCAACUGCAACCGACAAAGUUAGAGGAGGUUGGGGUGUGGUGGUUUGCAGACGUGAUUCUGGGUAAGGAGAGACUUUUGGAUAGCAUGAAUAAGAGUAAGGAGCAUGGAUUCUUGGGGUUCAGGAACUCCAAGAAUUCGUUCAUUUCUUGGAUAGACAAAAUGAAAAGCUACAAGAUUGUGCCUUAGAAAGCAAUGCUUUUCUUUUUGGGUUAUCUGGUGACUGGUUCUGUUCCGAAUCGAAUUUUUUGCUUGUGUUUUGCAAUGCAUGGACGAGAAGACGGUAUAUAUCAUGGAGUAAAUUGCUGUUGAUCGUGCUCCUCGAAGGAAGGUCAGUCUAUGUUCGUGGAUUCUUGGGGUUCAGGAACUCUCACGUUUGCGGAGUUUCCUGCAACGGCAUCAGAAAGAGUGGUGCUUUUGUAAUAUGUAGUCAAACAUCCUUUCCUUUCACAACAAAUGCAGCACUAGAGAAAAAUAAAAAGAAAUAGGCACUGAGAGCAAAUAAAUGUUCCCUAUCCUGCUAAUGGCGAGCUGCACAAAGUGGCAAUUUUUGUACAAUCGAUUGUAAUCCCAUGACCGGGGGGACAAGGUGAUUGAUGUGGCUGCAUGUUGUUCUAAAAUAGCUAUUGGGGAGAUCCAUUUCCUCA